Messenger RNA from Menidia menidia (Atlantic silverside), 2825 nucleotides. The record is from the annotation of a GenBank genome assembly. Lineage: Eukaryota; Metazoa; Chordata; Actinopteri; Atheriniformes; Atherinopsidae.
UUCCAGGUCAGAAAGUGGAAGAUGCUGACUCGCCAUCAUGGAGACAACACAGGCAAACAGAAGGAAGAAGAGUCAGAUGUUCAUCUGGGAGGUUGUCAGUGCUGGGGGCUCCACGCCUCUCCUCUCAUGGCCAGCCCAGUAAUGCUGGAGUGCUCCAUCUGCAGUGGGCCCUACAUCAGCUACACUUUAGAAGACACAUGGCAACCCCGUCAACGAACACAGGCAAUGGACCUCUACUACCACAAUGAGUCAGAGCCGGACAGCUACUGUUGCCCUGGUGACAGUGGAUUGGUGGCAUUAGUUACUGCUUUUAUGAAACAGAGGAGGAUGGGGCUGAACGACUUCAUUCAGAGGCUUGCCACAAACUCCUACGCCUGCAAGCAUCCUGAAGUCCAGUCAAUCCUGAACUUGAGUCCUCCACAGGAUGCUGAGCUCAUGAACACAAACCCUUCUCCUCCGCCCAGUCCAUCCCAACAGAUCAACCUUGGACCAUCGUCCAAUCCCUCAGCCAAACCUGGCGAUUUUCAUUUCCUCAAAGUGAUAGGCAAGGGCAGCUUUGGGAAAGUGUUGCUCGCCCGGCAUCGCACAGAUGACCAAUUUUACGCUGUUAAAGUAUUACAGAAAAAAGCAAUUCUCAAGAAAAAGGAGGAGAAACACAUCAUGUCAGAGAGGAAUGUGCUCCUGAAGAAUGUCAAGCACCCAUUCUUAGUGGGCCUUCACUACUCUUUCCAAACAGCAGACAAACUUUACUUCGUCCUGGACUAUAUCAAUGGAGGAGAGCUGUUCUACCACCUGCAAAGGGAGCGCUGCUUCCUGGAGCCCAGAGCCAGGUUCUAUGCUGCAGAGAUCGCCAGUGCCCUGGGAUACCUACACUCCCUCAACAUUGUGUACAGAGACCUGAAGCCAGAGAACAUCCUGCUGGACUCACAGGGACACAUCAUUCUCACAGAUUUUGGGCUCUGCAAGGAGAAUAUUGAACCUAAUGGGACAACGUCCACUUUCUGCGGUACACCAGAGUAUUUGGCUCCUGAGGUGCUACAUAAGCAGCCAUAUGACAGGACCGUUGACUGGUGGUGUUUAGGAGCUGUUCUCUAUGAGAUGCUGUACGGCCUGCCUCCCUUCUACAGCCGAAACACGGCAGAGAUGUACGACAAUAUUCUGAACAAGCCUCUGCAGCUGAAGCCCAACAUUUCCAAUUCAGCCAGACACCUGCUGGAAGGCCUCCUCCAAAAGGACCGCACCAAGAGGCUGGGCUGCACAGACGACUUUAUUGAAAUCAAGAACCACAUGUUCUUCUCCCCAAUCAACUGGGAUGAGCUAAACGCCAAGAAGAUCACCCCUCCCUUCAACCCCAACGUGACGGGCCCAAACGACCUGCGGCACUUUGAUCCUGAGUUCACAGAUGAACCUGUGCCCAGUUCCAUCGGCUGUUCCCCGGACAGUGCUCUCUUUACAGCCAGCAUCAAAGAUGCAGCUGAGGCCUUUGUGGGCUUCUCCUAUGCCCCAUCAAUGGACUCCUACCUAUAGGAUUUGAACACAGGCACUUGAAAUGGACACCAGUUCAGACCUACUGGACCUAAAAUGGGCCAUGUCCAUGGACUUGCAUCUUGACCCCUCCCAGCGUUUCCCAUCAGAAUGAUGGAUAUUUCCAAACCAAAACCCUGCAAGAGUUCUUCAACUACAUGUGUACUUUCCAUAUACUCCACAAAUCUUGAAUGCAUUUGAAAUAUUUGCUACAAGAGGAUGUCUGCAGUAGUUAGUGACAAUUUAGGAUUGUAAUCCUUCAUGUUACCUUGAUUUACUAAUCCCAAACAGAUCCCCUUUAAGUCUUCAACUUCCCAUUUCUUACCUGAGAGUGGAGGUUUUUUGCACAUAGCUCAGGCAGCUUAACAGCUCCCCCUCAAUCCUGAAGCCACAACUGACAAGCACAGACGAAAACUUCCCCCUUCUGUCAGAAGAGAAAGGCUGGACCAUACUGUGUCAAACCCCAGAACAGAGUUCUAUUUUCAUCCAUGUAGCGAAACAUCUUCCCUCCACCACCCACGGGGAGCUGCCUGUUGAGUCUGAAUGAGGAGCGUGGAGAUGACAUUCAUUUGGUGCUUUAGUUUCUUCUCAUUUACUUUUUGUGUGUUUUGAAAGCUGAGUGUGUAGAAGCUGAAUGUUACAGAGGGGGAGGGGUAUUACAUUUCCCUCAGAUGUGCCUUUAUUUUUUCUCUCCAUCAGAAUUUACAUAAUUUGGGUUUGUCUGUGACAACAUUACCAUUGCAAUAUAAUCCACUAGUCUUCAAGUGGAUGAGAUUGUUUUGUUUUAUAUUUAACUUCUUUUGUUUUUUCCUUAAGUCACCUGAGUGGAAGGAUGUAGCACUAGAUUAGUAUUUCUUCAGUUUUGAACGUGAGAUGUAGGGACUCAAAUGAUGUUUCCUAUCCUCAUUUGCACAUUUAUGCUGAUAGAGAGACAGAAAGAGCACUGCUGCUAGGUGAGAAUGAGAGGGAUGUGUUGAGAAGUAUUUCUGUAGUUUUGCUUGCCAACUACAUCCCCCUCAUAUAGUCUUCCAUUCGCCUCACACUGAUGUAACGGCAGCCUGCGGACAGGCCGAUAACAUUGAAACCGAACAUUCCACUUUAAUAUUGCUGUAAUGCAGUUUGACGGUAUUUAAGUUUGUUUGUAUAUUUGGAGUUAUGUGUACUAGUUUUAAUGUAUAUUGAACAAGAAAAUGACUAGAGGUAUGCUUAAAUAUGUAUAUGUAACAAGUCAUGUUAAAUGUACUGUAAAUUGUAAAAUUGUUUAUGUGACCAUGUUUGGUUUGCAAUAAAGAUUUAACUUU